Molecule: messenger RNA, 326 nt
Organism: Dentiscutata erythropus
Lineage: Eukaryota; Fungi; Glomeromycota; Glomeromycetes; Diversisporales; Gigasporaceae
Source: the annotation of a GenBank genome assembly
AUGACUAUAAUGAACAUGUCUUGCUCAAAAAAAUAUUCUAAAUGGUUAGAAGAAGAAUUACAAAAGGGUAACAUAGCCUUUUAUAAAUAUUCUGAGUUUGAAAAUGUCGAAUAUAUUGGAAAAGAAAUUUUGGAUACUCUUGAUAAAAUGCCAAAAGAAACAGUUGAUGAAGUGUUUAUUACAAAUCGCAAUCGGCGACUCAUACCUAUUUUAACCAGGAAUGGUUCACCUAAUUUGUUAUCUGUUGGACCAUCUACACAAAUAUUUAGAGAACCCAGUUCAAGUAGUUUUAGAAGGAUAUUGAAUCGAUCAAAUUCCUCUCAAAA